GAAGAACGACCCUUUUCUCCAUGGCAACGACAACUAUCUCUUGUCGCGCUGUUUGCUGGAAUGUUUAGUUUCUUUGUAGCAUUUUUGUACUUUAACUUUUUAACUGUUAAGAGUAAUUCACAUCGACAGAAGCUGCAAAUGCUUAUUUAGUAAAUCAUUACGAGAGCACAGACGACAAAACUGCUCCACUGUAGGGUUAGCUAAACAAAGGUGGGAGCUAACAUUAACAGCAUUUCUGAUUAUUAAUGGCAGACUGUUGGAACACGGAUACAGGAGAGGCUGUGUUUCGGUCCCGGGAUGCUGUCAACAAUUUAAGGAUUAAGUAAGUUACAUGUGAUAAAACAUUUACACUCCACGACGAUAUAGGGGACUGUAAUGAUACUCAAAGGAAGAGAGGGGAUUAACUGUGCUCUGUUGUGUUAGAUGGUGAAAUGUGAGAUUCACUUCUGUGAAUCUCGACCACCAGGACACGAUUCUUUAACACUCUUUCCAUCUGAUUCCUGUAGAGUGAGAAUAGAGAGAGUAACCUCGACAGCAGCUCUCUCUCUGCACCUCCAGCAGCAAGUUCUGUCCCAGCAAGGAGGAGCCAUUGAGUUGGAGACCCUCACCUCAAGAGGACAGACAGGUAGAUUUCUACUCCCAUUACUCCAAAAAUUCUCAGGAUACUGUAUAUCUACAACUUCUAAAGGUAUCACAUUUGUGUUACCUUUUUUCCUAUUUUUGAAAAUGCACAAUCCACUAAAGAUCCAUCAAAACGAGUUGGGGCGAGUCAAUAGGCUCCUUAAAAUAUUUUUCCUGUCAUCAAGCACGAUUAUGAGUUAACGCCCAAUCUGCAUUUGGGGGUUUGUUUCGUGCACCGCCUGUCCAUUAAUGUCUAAAACCCAAUGUGGCCCUUAAGACAAAAUAAUUGCCCACCCCUGGACUUGGUCAUCAAAGAGAAAGCAAACUUGUCCUUUUUUUUAUUCUCAAAAAUAGAAUCAAGGAGUCAACUGCAUUUUAUGACACCUGAACAGACCUUGUGAUCACAAUGAUUUUUAUCUUAUGGCUUGACUUUCAAACUUGACAAGGCCUUGGGUUUGUAUCUAGCUGAGCAGUUUAGUAUAAGUUGUAUAAAAACAUGAUAUAUCUCAACAGUCCAAACAGUUGUCUAGUGUAGGUGAUGUUUAUUAUGCUGUCCAAUGAUAAUAAUUUAUGACAAUAAUACUAUAACUGGAGUAGGAAUGUGACUGACAUUAUGUAUAACUUUAAUAAAACAUAAUGGGUGUUUCUUUCAAAUCAUUUCAGUAACAGGACAAUAUUGUUUUUUGUUAUCAGGUGAUAACGAAGAGGAGCAGGUGGUGGGGUGGCAGGAGAAACUCUUCAGUCAGGUAGAGCUUGGAGUUUUUAGUAUCUGCUCCAAUGAUCUCUGUGUACCCUUUCAUCAUCUCUUCUUUGUCUCUGUAUAUGGGCCCAGUAUGAGAUGGAGCUGUUCCAGAGCGAGGCGGCAUGUCAGACCCCUCUGGAUCGGCAGUAUCAUGCAGAGAUCAAGGCUCUGAACAAGGGAAAGGGCAGAAGAAAUAACAGAAUUUUCACAUAUACUGAUCAUGACCGCUACACAAACUGUCUUCCAUUUCAGCAAAUAGUAAGUUAUGUUGCAUCAACGCAAACAUCAUUGUUUUAUAAUUCUCAAGUUCUACAGUUCACAUCUCUUUCUGUAUUCAUAACUAGUUUAUAUUUUUGAUUCUGAAAGCAACAGGCCACUGACUUACUCACCACAACCAAAUCCAGCCCCACAUUCUUGGCUGAAAGGAUGGCCAGUGUGAGACACAGACGGCAAGAAAGACACGCCGCGUAUGUCAAGUACCAGUUCACUUAUUUAAAUGUACUAAUAGCUCAUCAAGACUGUAUUCGGAAAAUGCAUGUUAAAGGAGUACCCCCUCAAAGCUGUUGUGUCUAAUUGUGUAAUCACUACGCAAAUGGAAACAAAUUUCUUUCAGCAACUUUGACGUUAUUGUGCUUAUUUGUCAUGGAACUUGUAUUGUGAAGUAUUCUGACGGUUAUGUCAAAUUCACGAUGGUCUGUUGAAUUUUGCAGGGAGAGCACCACCCAUAAGUCAAAGAUCAUUAUCUGGGAGCCCACAGAGGAGUUUGUGAAAAACAGUCAUGUGGUGAAUAACUCCAUGCAGACCAUGCACAUCAUGGGAGACUUGAGUCCCCCUGGGAGGUACGACCAGAGACACAAAGACCCAAUUUUUAUUUGAUUCAUAUUUGUGGUGUAACUGUGGUCUAUUUUGUUUCUCAGAGCUGGGUUCUACUUUGUUGUGAUCAAACCUUUAUAUUCAAAUGUAUGUUUGUAUGUGGAGCUCCUCUAAAUUACAUGUGUGCAGAUUCUCAGAUGUGUACUGCUCAUUUUUCUUUAAGAGAAGAGGUGCUAGUUGCGGCACACCUGAUCCCAUAGCACACAGAUACUAAUGCUUGUGUGUAAAUUUGUGGAUUUAUUUGCCAAAAAGUUACUCAGCAAAUUUCAUGUUACCACAAGGCAAAAUAGAUACCGUAAAAUCUUAAUAAUACAGUAGUUUGAGUAGUUUCAGGAAGUCUUACUGCACGGCAACUGAGUGAAUGGAUCUUUAAUGACAAGCAGGUGUCAUUAUUCAACUGUGCUGUGUAAUUCUGUUGGAUAAUCUCUGUCUUUGUUUUUUUAGGCUUGGCCAGAAAGAAAGUGAAUGUUUGCUGGUAACCAUAAAAACAGAUGGCAAUGGAACAGUCAUUAUAAAACCUGACUUUAACAAAGGCAAGGAGCCCUACAGGCAAGUUCAAUCAACACAUGACUUUAUCAAUCUAAAGCUCCAGCAGAUGUGUUAUGAACUGUAAACCCCUGGUUGAACAGGGCAAGGUUAUUUAAGGACCACAGGCUCUCAAAGACCCACUGCUUUAGUUCCCCUUAAACAUAUUUGUCAUUAAAAAAAAACACAAAAAGUUAACUUCAAAGGGAAAGAAACGCAUGUAAUUUUGUUAGUAAAUCAGUGUGGUUUGUGAUGUGCAGGAUUGUAUCGCAGGGGGAGAGGAGAGAAGUUUGGCGUCUGUUUCUAGAGAACAUGUCUACAGCCAUGAAACCAGAGGAAAAGGAGAAGGAGCAGAACAUCUACAAAGAUGUGAGUGUGUCUUGGUCGUAAUUAAGUGGAAAUAAAAAAUAUCACUAUAGAUGUUUAUUAAGAUGCUGCUCAUGGUUAUGGUGUCAGAACAACACAUCUCAUGGCAUUCACUUUCUCUGUCUGUAGCUGUACGCACGGCACAAGGAGUACCUCAAUAGCCUUGUUGGACAAGACUUUGAAAUGGUGAGUUUUUAUCAAAUUAUGAAACAGCUGAGAGUUAUUUGAAAAUAGGGCGGAUGUCAGUUUAAUAGCCUCUGUCUCAUUGGGAUCCCAAAGUGAGGAAUCAAAUGGAAGUUGUCUUAAAUAGGGGAAAAUAUCAAAACGGCUCACUUUGUUUUGUCCUACCAAUGGUCUAAACGAUAAAAAUUAGUCAUAUUUUUUGUCAAAUAUGACAAGAAGCGUCAAAUUCUUACAAGUGUAAGAGCAUUGGUUGUUAAAAUCGAAAUGACAACUUUUAAUAGUAAGGUAUUUCCAGUGAAUCAUUUACCGUGCUUGAUGUCUCCCUCAGCCUCCAGCUGGUAUUCUGCGCUAUGUGAUGAAUGGAGAGAUUGGUGAGUAGGGGAGCCAAAUUCAUCACAACAUUAUUCAUUCAUAAAAUGUCUUUAAAAUGUACAACUUUCUUAUCUACUCUCAACAGUCUCGGCCAAAGGAUUUGAAUAUGAUAACUUAUACAUUCACUUCUUCAUGGAACUGCCAAACAGUAGGUCACAAACCUCACAUGAAACGAGUUAAAGUUGUGGUACUUAAUAAUUAAAAUGAACAUGUUAACUUUGCUUUCUUUUUUUUAAUUUAAGAUUGGUCCAGCUUGCCAUUUCAGUGUCUCUCAGGGGUUACCCAGACCUGCCGGACUAAAACAUUAGGGAAGGUGUGUAUGCAUGACAAAAAAAAAACAGUCAAUAUGUUUACAUGCUCUUCUAAAAAUAGAUUUAUUGCCUUAGUGCGACUGAAACCAGACUAAAAAAAUCAUCUAACUCUGUCACUGAGGUUGAAUUAACCAAUUACAUGACUUGUUUUCUGUCAACAGGAAAAUGUAGCUUUCUUCAGUUUCCCCUUCAGCUUUGAAGCAUUUUUCAUGUGUGAAAAAGAGAGUGAAGGUCUGUAUCAGCCAAGAUUUAUUGUGUCUCAGUUGACUGAUUUGAUUUAUGUGUGUUAUGUUGGCGGUUACAUUCAUUUAUUUUAAUAAUACAUGUAACACAAGGCUAAUUUUUGAAUACUGUCUUUGUUUUAGAGUCAAUUCCCCAGUGGCCAGUGCUUUACUUCAAAGUUCUCUCUCUCGACUCGUGGCAGCGCUAUAGGACUGAAGGUUACGGCUACCUUCUUUUUCCCUCCAUGCCUGGUAUGUUGUGUGCAUUUAAAUGUUUCUUUUUUUUAUUUAUAAAUCUGAAAACAUUUCAGUGUUUUGUCUCUGUGCAGUGAAAAAAAGGCAGCAACCCACAACACUUUUAGAAGUUGUAAAAACCAGAGUAUCAUAUUUAAAAAAAAAAAAAAAAAGGUUGUCACUUUGCUUUGGAUCAAGCAGCCAAAAAAUGUUGCUUCUUUUCAGCUUCUUUCAGUCCUAUUUAACAUUUAAAGGACAGCUAAUAAUUUGGCAAUUUGAAAGACAACAGUAAAAAAUCCACGCCAGAAGACACAAAUGUCUUCUGUAGGUUAAUGAAUAGCUCCAAAUCCUUUCAUUUAUUUAUCUUUGCUCUUUCUUACAUUUGUGCGUGCAAACUCAUAUAUGUGCCAGGCAAGCAUACAAUAACGUGCCACACAUGGAGGCCUCUCCAGACUGGAACAGUCUCGUCGCUGCGGCGCUUCUUUAUUGGAGGGUCUCCAGAGCUUGAAGACCACAGCUACACGAGGAUACCAGGAACCUUCAAGGUAGGUGAAAAACCCAAGUGGAAGCGCUCUUUAGAUAAAUGCACGUAAAACAGAUAUUGAAUUUUUCAGUUUUCCAAUGGCUGCUAGCACAGUCUGAGUAAAUGGGUUAAGUGAGGACACUUGAGAAAAUUAGUUUUCUAUCAUAUCAUUCAGAACUACACAAAUGUCCAUUUGUAUUCAUUAUUUCUAUUUCUAUUGCCACAAACAUUGAAAACAGUUAGUGUACAGGUGUAUUUUCUCUUGUUUCAUUUACAACACAAAUUUUCUGCAGACUUUGGAAACUGGCUUUUUGUCCUCGUUCAUCCUAAAUUGCCACAUAACAUAUUUUUCUUUUCCGCUUCUAUACCUGUUUGCAGGGAGAGAGGCUGAGUCGCUUUGGCUUUUGUACAGAAACCACAGGAAGUGUCACCUUUAAUCUGCACUGCAUCCAGCAAGCUAGGUAAGUGCCUAAUGUGUGCAGCAGUGGCGAUUGCUCUAAGACUGCAAGGGAAGCUCGGCUUCCCUUAAAAUGUCACCCCCCCAAAAAAAGAAAAAGUGGUGAAAUACGUACUGCUGUGUGUACAUUUCAUUAACUAAAUACGCACUAGAAAGCCUUCAACUUUUGUUCAGACACUGUGAUAAGAAGCUGAUAAUCACAGGUAACCGGCAUAACUUCGUUCUCAUUCAUCCUCGCAGCGCCUCAGCGCUUCAAACAGUCGGACGCUGGGCUUCUGCUGACUUCAAUGUUGAAGCUUAAAGUGGGUUGUUCCAGCAGCGAAACUAGACGCUCAUUGGAUAAAUGCUGGGCUUUGUCCCGCCCAAUGGAAGCCCAGCUUCACUGGAGUUCUAUGGCGAGAGGGCGGUCCCGACUUUCUCCCGGACUCCAAGCUUCUGCAUUCAUGAUUGGAUGAGCUGUCUGAGGCGAAAUCCUUUUUUGAUUGACAGCUAAACAAGCGGAUCAGCGAUCUUGAAGAAUAAAACAUCUACCAGAGCAUUUUCCAAGUCAUUCAUUCCGUUGUUCUUAACUGCUCCAGAGACUUUACCGAUCCUCAGCGACUUUUGUCUUUGUUAAAAACGACUGCCGUUGUGUUUGGCGACUCUGUUCUGUUACAUACUAAUAAACAAAUACAAUUAUGAUGUAGGCCAGAAAAAUGAGCUUCCCCUCCUUGAAAGACCAGCAGCCGCCACUGGUGUGCAGUGAUAUCUUGUGAAUCCCAAGCAUUAUUUAAGAUGAAUUUGGGUCUCAAGUUUGAACACUCAUCCAAAUCUCUAGAAUAUCUGAUACGACAAAAUAGAAUUUGCCUGCCUGUUCAAAUGAAUUGUAAGGGUGUAUUCUAGAAGUUGCUGACUAUGUUUCUUACAAUGUACAGUGGUUGUUAAUGUGGGAGAUAAUUCAUCAAAGGUCUAGUGUGACAGGAUUCUAUAUAUAUCUUAGUACUGGUGUCCAAACUGUGUAAAAUAUUUUGUCAGUGACAAUAACUUGAAGCCCUGUUACCUGUUUUGAUAUUUUGAUCAGUAACUGUUUAUGUCUCUGUGAUAUUUUUGUCUCAGGUCCUUUGUUGAUGCUGCCAUGUUGAAGAAGAGGAGGCAGAAAGUUUUUGAUCAGCUGGGAGGAUUCAGUCAGCAAGGAGCUGUUUGCACCAUCUUAGGUAAAGAUGCUCAAUUGAAGUUGCAAUAAAAGAACUUUAUUCAGAUCAGGAUCUGCAGAUGUAAGGAAGCUCGGAAGCCAUGUUGGGUUUAUGAUAAGCACAUGACAUAAGUUUUCUCACCUACCCCACCUUUGAUCACAGUCAUAUAAAACAUUUUUUUCCUUUUUUUUAUGUCAGAGGCAUUCAAAAGAGCUCAGAGAAAGAUGCAAGAAGCAAGAGAAAGUCUUCCAAGAGACCUCAUCAACGCCACCUCCCAACUCCACAUCGAGUCUUCUACAUGAAUAUGAAAACAGUGACCAACACAUAUCACAGCUUCAGAAUCUGUGGCACUACAUCUGAUAUCAGUUCCUGUUGUGCUAUUUAUCAAAAUGUUGUUUAUUUGAUCUGUUUUGCUGACAACAGGAGACUAUUUUUACAAAUCACAUUGCACAAAUACUAAUAUAUAGAUUAGAUUUUAUAUUUUAAUACGAGUGUGCUUUCCGAGUAUAUGACUCCAAACUUGGUCAGAUUUUUUCAUUUUAGAAAGCGAAACUUGUAAAAACUUGUUAAUAAAACAUUUUCAGAGAUUGA
Molecule: messenger RNA, 7191 nt
Organism: Xyrichtys novacula (pearly razorfish)
Lineage: Eukaryota; Metazoa; Chordata; Actinopteri; Labriformes; Labridae
Source: the annotation of a GenBank genome assembly